CGUCAAAGAAAAUGCAAAUGCGUAUACCCUGAGCGUCGGCAACGCCAAAGAGGAAUACGGGCCAGGGAGCCGCUUCGUCGACGCCUACAAUGCGUGCGAGGUUUGCUUAAUUAUCAAUGCAGAGAACGGCAUGGCAAAUGAGUUCAAUCUGUCUUCAAAAUUCCACGAGUAUGUCGGUUACUGCGAGGCGGCGGGGUACGAGAUACCCGAGAAGGUCACUGCCACACUUACGGCGACGGUGGCUGAUCAUUCACUUACGCUCACUGUGACGACGGCGCUGAGCGGCGGUCUGGUCGCCACUACGUCGAGCUCGAGCCAGCCAUCUGUAAUAACAAUGCCUACACCCACAACUGACGUACCAGCCUCCACAAGCGAUUCCAGGAGCAAGGCAUGGAUCGCUGGACCAGCAGUUGGCUCAGCAACCGGUAUAUUGUUGCUAGUUCUGUUACCCCUAUUCAUAUGGCACAGGAGACGAAAGCGGCAGCGGGAGACCACAAGGGCCGGGGACUACCACGAUAAGCCACAACUACAUUCUGACUGCAUUCCACAACUCAAACCGCAGGAGCUGGACAAUACUCAAGUCAGCGAACUGGAGGCUCACCAUCCAGAACUCGUGGGCACGGAACAGUUUCCAGAGCUCGCCGAUACUAGCGCGAAGGGCGGAACGACUUCGUGA
Messenger RNA from Anthostomella pinea, 676 nucleotides. Lineage: Eukaryota; Fungi; Ascomycota; Sordariomycetes; Xylariales; Xylariaceae. The record is from the annotation of a GenBank genome assembly.